CCUGACCCUGCCCUGAACUCGACCAAGACAUCAACAAACACACAACUUCCACACCCCCUCAUGCAAUAAUACUUGCUUCUCGCUUUUCUCUCUUCACGUUAGAAAGCAACACCAUGGCUGGUCUCGAACUUCCCCCUUCCUUGAUGCGCCAGGCAUCGCGCACCAACUCUCGCAUCCCUCCAAUUGCUCGUCGCUCCGUCUCUCCUUUUCCCUGUCGCAUGGCCGUCCUCUCCCGCGACAAGUUGCAAAAAGAAACCUCUACGAAAAGCCCGGACCUGCGCCGGUGUCUAGCUCAUCAACGCCUCUUGAAUCGGUCGAUUGAAGCUGCUCAGCACGAUGUGCGCAGCCGGAUGGCAUCAUACCAGUUGGAGGAUGAUGACGAUGAAAUCACACCUUGCAACCCACCCGCCGAGGCGACCGCUGUGCCUAUCAUCCGGGUGCAGAUCACCAAUGCCGUGCGGGCGAUGGUCAAGCGUCGCGCAGCGGACCAGAAAGAGCUGGGAGGCGGGCUGGCCCGCGUGUCAGCUCACUCGGAAAAGCCCAGCAGCACGAAGAAGAGCCUGAGAAAUGUUCCACGGGUGGUGUUUGGACGACGCCGGUGGGCAAUGUAUGGGCCACUACAAGCGGGGGUGGUUAGCUGAUACACCUAUCGGCAACCUCAUCACUUCCUCGCCCAUAUACCUUCUUCCACAAGACAUCCUCCCUAUAAACGACUUGACUGAUUGUGACGUGCUACGAGAUAUGAUGGAUCACUGUAUAUACUGCCUUCUGAUCACCUUACUAUUAUAC
This is a messenger RNA of Aspergillus sclerotioniger CBS 115572, 789 nucleotides long. RefSeq lists its product as uncharacterized. NCBI's taxonomy places the organism in Eukaryota, Fungi, Ascomycota, Eurotiomycetes, Eurotiales, Aspergillaceae. The record is from RefSeq and is a predicted model, not a curated record. Bases 114 to 641 code for a protein of 175 amino acids. The transcript has a single exon.